Molecule: messenger RNA, 1113 nt
Organism: Beta vulgaris subsp. vulgaris (sugar beet)
Lineage: Eukaryota; Viridiplantae; Streptophyta; Magnoliopsida; Caryophyllales; Amaranthaceae
Product: protein DOWNY MILDEW RESISTANCE 6
Exons: 4
Coding region: 62-1090 (342 amino acids)
Source: RefSeq, a predicted model, not a curated record
UUAUCGUAGUACUCUUAGAGUAUAUCAUUAUUUUUCUUGUUUGUGAUCAAGUGCAAAUUUAAUGGAGAAAAAGAUUGUUUCAAGUUGGUUUAAUGGAAAUUCCUUGCCCAAAAAUUAUAUAAUUCCUCCAGAAAAAAGACCAGAUGAUAUUUCUUUUACUGCAUGCAGAAUUCCAGUUAUUGAUCUUUCCAUGGCAAAAGGUGAUGAUGAUCGAGGAGUUAUAGUUGAGCAAAUUAUGCAGGCUGCAAAAAAGUUUGGUUUCUUCCAGGUGAUCAACCAUGGAGUUGCAAAAGAAAUAUUGAGGGAUGCUAUGCAGGUGUUUAAGGAGUUUUUUGAGUUGCCUUAUGAAGAUAAAUCACACUUGUAUUCUGAGGAAAGUAAUGUGAAGUGUAGACUUUAUACAAGCAGUUUCAAUUAUGCAAAUGAAGACAUUCAUUAUUGGAGGGAUUGCUUGAAACAUAAUUGUACACCUUUGAAAGAAUGCAUAGAUUACUGGCCCCAAAAACCUGCUAGAUACAGGAAGGUUGUAGAGGAAUAUUCUACUCAAGUGAGUGAGCUAGGGUCAAGAAUUUUAGACCUAAUAAGUGAAGGUUUAGAGCUUGAAUCUGGAUACUUUGGUCAUGGUUAUAGUGAAGAUUCUUUUUUGGCAGUGAAUCAUUAUCCACCAUGUCCUGAACCAAGAUUAACUUUAGGAUUACCAAAGCAUUGUGAUCCUAACAUUAUUACUCUCCUUCUUCAAGAUAAUAUUUCUGGCCUUCAAGUUUGUGUUGAUAACAAAUGGCUACUUGUUGAGCCUUGUCCAAAUGCCUUUGUGGUUAACAUGGGCUACCAGAUGCAGAUUAUUAGUAAUGGAAAGCUGAAAAGUGCAGAACAUAGAGUGGUGACAAAUGCACAUCAUGCUAGAACAACUGCAGCAUUCUUCAUUUUGCCAUCAAAGAAUUGCAUUAUUCAACCUGCCAAAGCUCUUGUUAAUAAAGGCGAUUUACCACUUUACAAGCAAUUUCAAUACGCAGAUUUUAUUCAGACUUUCAAAGCCCAUAAUAGUGGAGAUGAACCUGAAAAAGUUUUGGAGCAUUACAAGAUCAAAUAAUAAUUAAGCCUGGAUGAUAUAGA